UGUAUAUUGUUAACACCACGAAAGGAUAAAAAGCUGAUUAUGUGCAGAAGUACAUCAUAUUGUUCUAACCAGACAUAGAGAUGAAGCUGUUUGUACUUCUGUUGAUAUUCACCUGUGUUGCCUGGCAACAGUCUGACGCUCUCUGGUCCAAACGCCGAGGGCGAUGGUGGCAAUUCCGCGGGCAUGCAGUUAACUUUCGAGGUCCCGUUGGGCUUUUAGGUAGAGAUAUUGGGAAACAAGUCGACACAGAUGACGAUGGAUAUCUGGACGAGACUGAGUUAGAGAAAUACUUCGGCCAGCGAGACGUUCUCGACUUCGUGGCAGCUUUAGAUCAGGACGGUGAUGGUCUACUCUCUAUUGAUGAAUUCAAUAAUAAGCAGUAACCAAUUAAUCCGUUUUUAUUGAGCAGCUGUCAGUAUUUCAAUAUUCCCGAACAAUCAAAGAUGAGACUCUUGGCCUCCGCUGUCAUGCACCAUUUUGUCAGAGUAUGGCAGUAAUGCAAAUAUGAAUAAAUGUUGUUAUCCAGAUUCAGGCAUUUUCGUUUAAAGGUGCUAUGUGAAAGUUGAAACUUCAAUAUUUCGUUAUUUUCACAUUUCUUUGUAAUAAAUAUCU
Gigantopelta aegis is the source of this 612-nucleotide messenger RNA. RefSeq lists its product as uncharacterized. NCBI's taxonomy places the organism in Eukaryota, Metazoa, Mollusca, Gastropoda, Neomphalida, Peltospiridae. The coding region runs from base 81 to 383 and encodes 100 amino acids. The transcript has 5 exons. Gene Ontology annotation, molecular function: calcium ion binding. The record is from RefSeq and is a predicted model, not a curated record.